AUGGCUCAAGCCAUCAGCCCCCUCUGCCGGAUCCCUGCAGGGAAGCUUGAGCUGAUCCACUCCCAGCCUCGGUCCCAGGUCCCGCCCCUAGGCCCGCCCCUCCGAGGUCGCGCCCUCUGCGGGCCCCGCCCUUCACCGGCGCUCGGGGGUGCCGGGGAGCUAGAUCGCUUUUCCUCCUGCCCAGACCCCGCCCCUGCCCAGCUGGGCCCCGCACCGAGGGCACGUCCGCCACCCCGGUGGCCCCCGGCAGCAGUAGGAGGUUGCGCGCGGGUCAGCGCCAGGCAGUGCCCGGCGAGCGGCUGCGCUCCGGGCUCAUCCAGUAGUCGCCGAGGCUUCGGCGGUCGGCGGGCGCCCGCAAGACCGGGCUCCGGCAGCCCUAGAAACAUAACUCCUAGUCCAGGCGGUGCGGGGGCGUGGCCUGGGGGCCCCCGUAGGGGAAACAGGGCAGCGGUCCCCCCAGGAGGCGCGACUCGCUGGGAGGAGGCGGCCUCCUCGGAUCAGACGCCGCGGGGCGAGGGUCGGGAUCACUCCUGGCCCAAGCUGGGGAGGAGGGAGAUUGGAGGCCCCUCUCGGAGUCUUCCCAAGGACCCGCGCUCCUCCUCCCCGCCUGCUGCCAGACCCGGGGCCUUUAUCUCGCCUGCACCCUCCUCGGGACCCCUUCACCGGGACAGAAGAAAAUUCAUCACCAAGUGGGCAGUCUCGGGGCCUCCAUCUUCUGCUUACACAACCGUGAUGGUGCGCUCAGGAAGACGCCACACCUCAAGAGGCCUCACUGUUUCCAGGCUUCAGAGCUCCCCACCUCUGCCCCCCUGGCCCUUGCAGGAGCCUUUCCCUUGCUCCAGGAAACCCUUAAAUCAGAGGCGGAAGGCUCCUCAGCCAACUCUAGUUCAGAUAUAUCUGGAAGCCAGGGAUGAAUCUGUGGGUCUCCAAUACACAUAUGUUUCUGGAAGCAAUCUAGAAAUCUAGAAAGGGUCCCUGACACCUGUCCCACCC
Messenger RNA from Cervus elaphus (red deer), 993 nucleotides. RefSeq names its product translation initiation factor IF-2-like. Bases 1 to 966 code for a protein of 321 amino acids. Lineage: Eukaryota; Metazoa; Chordata; Mammalia; Artiodactyla; Cervidae. The record is from RefSeq and is a predicted model, not a curated record. The transcript is spliced from 5 exons.